Cicer arietinum (chickpea) is the source of this 2015-nucleotide messenger RNA. RefSeq lists its product as uncharacterized. The record is from RefSeq and is a predicted model, not a curated record. Lineage: Eukaryota; Viridiplantae; Streptophyta; Magnoliopsida; Fabales; Fabaceae.
CUUCUGUUUUGAAGGAAAUUGGUUAGAAUCACAUUCUUUUCAUUUUUACUCUUUCACUUCUUCGAUCUUCACCUUCAAAGCCACUUUGUUAAGUGGGUACCUCUCAAGUUCUCUUCUUUUUUUUAGGGUUCCUUUGAUUCUCAAUUUGGAUUGAAGUUUGGUAACUCUGCUUUGCUCAAUUACUGUUGCCACUAUCUAUUCAGGCUUUCUCAACCUCAAACCCUUUUCCUGCCUGUGAAUUUUUGGCAAAGAAAAUAAGCCUAACUUUUGACUUCACCAGUGAAACUGCCAGAGCUAAGGACAAGGUAAAGUAGUACUCAGGACAUGGGCUGCAUGGUGUCCACCCCGAAGGAUUCUGGUGGAAAUAGAAGAAGGCCGGCGAGUAUCGGGGAAGUUUCUGUGUAUGUUCCCGGUUUAAGAAUCCCUAAACCGGUUGAUUUUCAACAGUCACUUGGCGAUUGUUUGUCGAAGAACAUAGUGGAACGACUAUCUGCUCUUAGAACUCGGAUAGUUGUAAUGGCUGGCCAAGAAGGUCCUACAAUUACACGAACGAAAAGAAAAAGUGCCACGCAACACGGAGGUUCAACACUGGCUGAUCUUCUACAGGCUCUUGAAGACUACUUACCAGUACUUUUGGGAUUAGUCAAAGAUGGAAGCCAUUUACAAUACAAAGUACAAUUUGUUUGGGUGAAUCAGGAGGAUGAGGCAGAGGAAACAGCCAUGUCUAAUGCUUGGUAUGAAGUGUUGUCAGUCUUGCACUUGAUGGCAACACUAUCGCUAUCACAGGCUAAUUUAUUACUUCUUCCAAGAACUUCCACUGAUGGUUAUCAGCCAAAAGUAUCCGAAGAAAACAGACGAGCCUCUGUUGAUAUUUUCUUAAAGUCAGCUGGAUAUCUUGACUGUGCUGUCAGACAUGUUCUUCCACAGUUGCCUGCUGAGCUCAGGAGAAAUUUACCGGUAGACCUUGCAGAAGGAGUUCUUCGAGCACUCUGUCUACAAGCACUGGGACAGGGUGUAGAUAUCCAACUUGGAAUGGCAAUUGAUAGCACUAAAGCAACUCUUGCAGUGAAGCGUAGACUUGCAUGUGAGAUGGUGAAAUAUUGGCAACAGGCUCAAGAUAAUAUUAUGAACCUUCCAUUGUCAAAUGGUUGGGGUGAAAAGCAUCGUCUUAAUGUCAAAUGGAAGUAUAUUGAAUCAAAGGCUGCGGCAUAUUAUUAUCAUGGUUUGAUUCUUGAUGAGGGAAAUACUGAGAAAUCUCACGGGAUGGCUGUAGCCGCACUGCAAGCAGCGGAUGAGUAUUUCAAAGAAAGUAAAAAGCUCUGUGAGGCAUUCAAUGCAGCAACUCCAUUGUCAAGAAAUCCACCGCUGUGGGGGACCAUGAAAUAUCUAUCUGAGAAAAUUCCCAAGGAUACUUCAAGCAAGGUUCGAAUAAAUCGUGAUCUAUACACAUAUGAGAGAAUCAUGGAAACGGCGCCGACAUUGCCUGAUUUUGCCUUAGCCUUGAAACCAGAUGAUUAUCAACUUCCUCAAGUGAGUCCCUCUUGGAGAACAGAAAAUGUGAAGGGGGAACAAAAUGGCUCCCCCAAUCAUCUCAAGGGUUGACAAAUGACAAAAACUAAGCAAUAUCAACUUAGCUUGAAGAAGAAGCAAGGGUGAUUUUUCAAAGCUUGUUAAUGUCCACAAAGGAAGCAAAUUCAUUAUUUUCUGACUUUUUCUCUACCUUCUACCUUUUUUUCUUCAUAAAUCAAAUUCCUCAUAUCCUCCACAACAUUUGAAAAAAAAAAAAAGAGAGCCAACAACUGGAAAAAGUCUCAAGUUGUGUUCAAUGUAAACAAAGGGUUGACCUUGCCAAUACCCAAAUCCUCCAUUUGUUAAACCAAGUUGUAUAAGUUGGUUGGUGUGUAAAAUUGACUUGUGCUUUGCAUGGAAAGAACGAUUUCCUUUAAGUGUUAAAAAUCUAUAGAGUUUGAUAUGCAAGGGAAUUUAUGAUAUACUUAUUUAAACAAGGUUUAUCA